Molecule: messenger RNA, 1044 nt
Organism: Penicillium argentinense
Lineage: Eukaryota; Fungi; Ascomycota; Eurotiomycetes; Eurotiales; Aspergillaceae
Gene: sidJ
Product: putative siderophore biosynthesis lipase/esterase
Exons: 2
Coding region: 1-1044 (347 amino acids)
Source: RefSeq, a predicted model, not a curated record
AUGUACUCCAAAUUCUGGCCCAAGGGUGGUGUGCCUGGGAUUCUGCAUCAUUACACGGAAAGCCUGGUUACGUUCGAAUACACUUCCAAUGCCAUUCCUCAACCGCACAGUCUCGUAUUUCUCGGUGGACUAGGCGACGGUCUCGCGACCACAUCCUAUAUGGCCGAUCUUGUCCAGGCCCUGAAGAAAACGGAAUGGUCGCUCUUCUCGCUGAACCUCACAUCUUCUUAUCAAUCAUGGGGGCUCGGACACCUUGACCGGGACACCAAUGAGAUCGCACAAUGUCUCAACUAUAUCAAAGACUAUAAGACCGAGAAAUAUGGCACCGGCAAAAUCGUCCUCAUGGGUCACUCGACUGGCAGUCAGUGUGUACUACACUACCUCUCCCGGCCGAACCCCCACACCAGUGCUUUGGCAUUUGAUUCGGGCCUUGAACACAUAAAGCGCAUGCCGCUCGAUGGAGCUAUCAUGCAAGCCCCCGUCUCCGACCGCGAAGCUAUCUUCUGGGUCCUGACGCACGGCAUUGGAGGCAAAUCGCCCGGCGAGAUUCGGGUGGUAUAUGACAAGAUGGAGGCGAUAGCGAAGGAGGCUGCGAAGAUUGAUAGCACAUAUGACACCAUGCUGCCGUUGUCGCUUACCAGUAAUAUCUACCCCGGGAACACUGCGAUCAGCUGUCGCAGGUUCCUGAGUUUGAUCAGUCUGGACAGCCCCCACUCUCCAUCAGAAGAUGAUCUGUUUAGCUCUGAUAUUAGCGACGAGCAGCUGGGCAAGACCUUUGGCAUGAUCCAGCAGCAGCAGCUCUUGAGACACAAGUUGGCGGUUCUAUUCUCGGGGGCAGACCAGUCUGUCCCUGACUGGGUUGACAAGGAGAAUUUGCUGAAGAGGUGGAAGAAUGCCACCAACCGUGGCAGCGACACCGAAAUUUGGGACGAUGAGCACUCCGCGAUCAUCCCCAACGCCUCGCAUGCGCUGAGCAACGACGACCAAGCCGAGCCGCGGAAAUUCCUCGUUGAAAAGGUGAUGGGAUACCUCGGCGAUGUAUAG